GAUGCGGGGCGAAAACUUAGUGUCUCUUUGUGAUGCGACGACGUGAUGAUGCGAGGCUGUAAAAGCGCCUCUUUGUGAUGCGAUCAUCCCACGGAGUGUGUCAUCGUGUCAUCACACGCUCGCAUUUCCUGAGAGCGAGAGCAGCUCAGGCUCUGUGGCCCCGCGAGCCCCCGAAUGCGCGCAGGUUCGUCGGACGCGCGCGUUAUUGCGCACAGUGCGGGACGGGCGCGGGACGGGCGCAGCUCGGAGGCGCGCUCAGCGAGCGGCUCACAGAUCCCAGUCUCAGUGUUUCCGCGCAGACCUCUCCGCGCGUCCGCGUCUCCGUGCUCCCGCGGGCUCUUCCCUUCCACGCGGGGGAUGCGCGUUGCGCGCGCCUCGCCUCGCCUCGGGCUCCUCAGACCUGAUCGCCUCUCCGGAGGGCUGCGGUCCGGCGGCUCGCUCUGCCCGCGUGGAUGAACCCGCCUCUGCGCGUUGCCUCCAUGGAUGCGCCUCGCACCCGAGUGGAUUUACGUGGGGAGUGGACGCAGUAAGCGGUGUGAAUCUGCGAGGAACGGAGCGCGCCCCCCUCCCCCGCCCCCGUCGCCGCCGCCGCCGCCGCCGCCGAGAAGCACGAUGGUCCUGCUCGCGCUGUGCGUCCUGCUGCCGCUGCUGGACGUGCUGCUGUCCGCCCAGGACGCCCCCCUGUCCCCCCUGUCCCCCCUGUCCCGCAGCCCGGGCUCCCCCAGGCUGGACUGCGUUAAAGCCAGCGAGCUGUGCCUGCGGGACCCCCCCUGCAGCUCCAAGUACCGCACGCUGAGGCAGUGCGUGGCGGGCAAGGAGGGCAACCUGAGCGUGGUGUCCGGGUUCGAGGCGCAGGACGAGUGCCGCAGCGCCAUGGAGGCGCUCAAGCAGAGCCCCCUGUACAACUGCAGGUGUCGGAGGGGCAUGAAGAAGGAGAAGAACUGCCUGCGCAUCUACUGGGGCUUCUACCAGAGCCUGCAGGGAAACGACCUCCUGGAGGUCUCGCCCUACGAGCCCAUGAACACCCGCCUCUCCGACGUUUUCCGCCUGGCCCCCAUCAUCUCAGGAGAGCCGGCGGUGACCAAGGAGAACAACUGCCUGAACGCCGCCAAGGCCUGCAACCUGAACGACACGUGCAAGAAGUACCGCUCGGCGUACAUCAGCCCGUGCACGAGCCGCGUCUCCACGGCCGAGGUGUGCAACCGGCGCAAGUGCCACAAGGCGCUGCGCCAGUUCUUCGACAAGGUGCCGCCCAAGCACAGCUACAGCAUGCUCUUCUGCUCGUGCCCCACGGCGCACCAGUCGGCCUGCACCGAGCGCCGGCGCCAGACCAUCGUGCCCGUGUGCUCGUACGAGGACCGCGAGAAGCCCAACUGCCUCUCGCUGCAGGAGUCGUGCAAAACAAACUACAUCUGCAGGUCCCGACUCGCCGACUUCUUCUCCAACUGCCAGGUGGAGCCGCGGUCGCUGUCCGGUUGCCUCAAGGAGAACUACGGCGACUGUCUGCUCGCCUACUCGGGCCUCAUUGGCACGGCGAUGACCCCAAACUACCUCCGGUUGUCCCACCUCAGCGUGUCGCCGUGGUGCGACUGCAGCAACAGCGGGAACAGCAAGGAGGAGUGCGACAAGUUCCUUGAGUUCUUCACCGACAACCUCUGUCUGCGGAGCGCCAUCCAGGCCUUCGGAAACGGAACGGACGUGGGGGUGUGGCAGCCCGCGCCUCCGGUCCUCACUUCCACCGCUGCCAAUUCGCCCCCGCAGAGGACCAAGGACCGCUCUCCAAACGACCUAGAAGUGACCCUACUCACCCACCGGCCCGACACGGUCCACAACUCCGUGUACCACAUCUGCAGAAACCUGCAGGCCCAGAAGCUGAGGUCCAACAGCACCGUGGACACCGUGUUGUGCAUGGACGAUGACAUCGUGGGCCCGGGAAGCUCCAACGCCGUGUCGAGGAGCGCCGUCGCACCCCAGGCCGAGGUCGGAACGGGCGUCCUGCUGCUCUCCCUGCUGGUGGCGCUCUGCUGCUCGGGGUGCUAACCGCCAGGGCCUGGACUGACUGUACAGAGCGCAUUCGCACCCAUCGCCCUCGUCCGUCUCCCCAUCCUCAUGCUGCCCCCCCCACCCGUGAGAGGCGACGUCAAGGGUGCGAGGGGGGGGGGCGCGGUAUCCUGGCGCACGGGGGCACUCGACAACACGCCCUAAUGGAGCACGGGCUGCAUGGCAGGGUCUGUUAUGGCUUUAUUGUUAGCUGGGAGGGGGGCGCUUUAACUUCCACUCUGGCGUGCAUGUGUAAACACGUACCCCCCCCCCCAGAGCAAAGGUGAGCAUGAAGAUGAGGAGGACAAGGUCACUGGUGACAGGGAUCUCCCGAUAUUCUUCCACACACAAGCACCCUUUAUUGGUAACCCCCGUUCCUGCACCAGAAUACACUCGUCUCAUACCCCCCUGACCCCCACCCCCGACCGUACUGCUGAUCCGCCCCCCCUCAGACCAUCCG
Messenger RNA from Scleropages formosus (Asian bonytongue), 2500 nucleotides. RefSeq names its product gdnf family receptor alpha 1b (gene gfra1b). Gene Ontology annotation, biological process: nervous system development. The coding region runs from base 484 to 2040 and encodes 518 amino acids. The record is from RefSeq and is a predicted model, not a curated record. Gene Ontology annotation, molecular function: signaling receptor activity. Gene Ontology annotation, cellular component: signaling receptor complex; external side of plasma membrane. Lineage: Eukaryota; Metazoa; Chordata; Actinopteri; Osteoglossiformes; Osteoglossidae. The transcript is spliced from 9 exons.